CAGUCCAGUCCCUUACUCCUCAAAUGACACCUCCCCUGUGCUAAUUUCUCUCGUGAGAGUCUCUAGCUUCAUCAUGGGAAUUGCUUUGAUUCAAAAAAAGAAUUGAAAAGUGCAGGAGGGGCUGCUUUGGGGGUGUGUGGCUUUCUUGCGGUGUGGAUUUUCUGUUUCAAUUUACCUUCCUUCCUCUUGAUGCGUCACUUGUAGGAAGUUUGCUUUCUUUUCUGUCCUCGUUGUAACUGAGCUGUUUUUCCCAUCAGUCAAAUGAAGCUGGACACAACCAAAUUCUUAGAAAAGCCCAUCUUUGCUAUCAUGUGCUGAAACCUCCAAUUGAGAGGUUUAGAAUGAGGCCAAAUGACUGAUGAUGCAAUAUGCAGGUGUCAAAUACAUCUCUGACUACCAAGUUUUUACUUAUCCUUCGUUACUGGUUUAAAAACAUUUGAUGUACCUAUCCCCAUCCUCUUUAGGAUGGGUGAUUCUUGGCCUCAAACUGAAACCCCUUCUUGAUGUUCUUUUGCUGCUGUGAUCUGUUUUGUACCUUAGGUGUUGGUAGUUGUGAGUAGGCUGCAUGUUUCAGUUCCAAGCAGAUGUUCAGAUUUCCAUGUCAACAAUUUUAGAUGUGCAACUAAAUUCCGUUCAAACGGUCCUUUAUUCCCUACUAUCUCUUGAUGUUAAAGCUGGGCAGGGCUUAGUAAUCUAAGGAGCUGCUGUGUUCUGCAGGGAAAAAAAGAUAAUAAUACCAGCAAUAAAGUUUUAUUGUAGUGAACAUAUAGGGAACAUGCCAUGGGAAUAAUGCAUGUCCAAGAUAGAUCAGAGGUCUGUUUCAGCUAUGUGAUUUGAAGUCAUAUGGCUUGCAGCUCACACGGGAGAUGUGGCAGGUGCCGUAAGGGGCAGCUAAUGUAGGGUCAGGAAUGUUCCUCUCUCAGUCUCUCAUGUUUCAAGACUGUCUUGGGAGGACCUCACAGCAUUCACAGUUCUGAAAAUGUUCUCCAAAAUCAGUAUUAAAAAAACCCACAUCGUGAUGUGAGCUGCGUAGAUUCGCUUUCCUGAAGGCUCCUUUAUUGUUCCUAAGAAAUGCUGCCUCUGGGCUCUGAGUGUACAGGAACUUGUGUGAAUUCAUCUGGUGUGAUAGGGAGAGAAAGCACUGCCCACAGUGCAGGCUUCUCCAGUUUUUUAUGUAUCUAGUUCACAGGAGCCUGGACAUACGGUGAAAGACGUCAGCCUAACAGCUCUGUUGUGCUGCUUAGUGGAAAUUGAUGUUAGCAGUAAUGAUUCCUGUCAAUAAAAUAUUUCUGUCAUAGGAUCGCUGCUGGUGCAUGUCAGUUGAGGAGCAACUUUCCAUAUUCUCAUAACUGUUACCUAAACACUUCAACUGUGUCUUGGUCUAAACUUUCCAGCCAACCACUUCAUGCUUCAACCACUGGAAAAGCCCCAUAUAGAGGAACCUCCUGGGCUGCUUACGCUAUUGCAGCUGUGUGUUUGCUUCUGGCAGUAGGAUGGAACCGAACCACAGCUUCCUCUUGCAGUGCUUGCUGCUUUUAAUUAUUUGUAACCACUUUUUUAUUUUCUUUUUUAAAAAAGCUCCUAAAAUCACAUUCUUGUUUGCUUAAAUGCUAUCCUUUCAUGUGGGCUCUUGAGUAAUUUUUAACUUCCUAUUUCACUUUUAAUAAUAUCACACUGACUAACCUGAUUCUUCAAUGAAAUAAAGUUUCUCCUAAGUUGGUUCUACUCUGCAGAGCAUGACCUUAGUCAUGAAGGUGGUUUAUAAAGCUUGACAAAUUCCUGAGAUGGUGUGGAUACUUCAGAGGAGGGCCAGGUCCACCUUGUGAUAUAUUUCGUGUUGUAAAAUGCCACGAAAGCAGUGUGCAUGUUGAGCAAUGAGGACUGUAUCCUUUUUCCCUGGCACGUGCCAAAUUGGUGAUCGUUCCCAAGUCUCCUGCGGUUUAAGAGCUUGCUUAAGCACCUGUCCUGCUCUCCACUUUCCUUAGAUGGGGUGGUGAGUGUGUUGUGCUCUCAGGAUUUCCACUGGAGUGCAGCGUUCCUUCUGGGCUGCACUUGCUCUCCGAACAGGAGACGGGCUGCGCCUGCUCUUGAGAUUCAGGCAUGCAGAGUGUCCACCUGCUGAGCUAUGUCUAAGUACAGUUUAAAGGGUAAAAAAAAAUCUUAAAAUUAGAUGCCCUGCUUUAAAAACAAAGAAACAAAAACCAACUCAGUUUCCAGCCGGCUGGUAAUGAAAUAGAACUGACCUCCUGGCUUUCGUUGUGGCUUUCUAUAGUCUUUGAGUUACAUUGUGCUAACCUUGCUCAUUAUAUUGUUUAAAACCAGAUUGAAUUAGCCAUGAGGAAAUUGCUUUUGCAUUAAAGCAUAUCUCAGAGUAAAUAAGCUGUUGACUUCGGCAGCAGCCUGUAUAACGAGAAGUCUGGCUGCUGAUUAUGUAAGUCAAGGGUCUCAUCUUCUAGGACAUAGAUGUAGUACAUCUGUGGAGGUGAUGGCAGGGAGUGAGCCCUUAGCAGGAUGCCAGUAGGAAUUCUGUGGUGCUGUUUGAGCUCCCGGGUCUCUGCCACAACCUCAGUGUGCUGAGGUGGUUGUACAGACGAACCACAACACUCAGCUAGCAAGUCAGGUGGUCACCCUGAGGAGCCUGUCACAGCAAAGAGAGCUCUUGUUUCCUGUUGCAAGAAACUGUUGCACACAGAAGUGCUUGGAGCACUUUGAUCUCUUCAUGCAAGCCCAAGGGCACCAAAUAUUUAAGCAACGCAGAUGUUUCCAUCAGAGGAGGCAUAAUCACAAACAUGCAUCAUAUAAAGGUAUUACUAGCCAUGUUUGCUGAAAUAAGACAUUUUGCUUAUAUGCAUUAAGCAUCAGAGUGGAAAUGCAGUAUCUUUUAAACAUGCAAACUCCAUUAGCUGUGUGGUAUUGGUAGAGAGAGAACUGAAGUGUAAGGUGGCUUCUGCUUUUGCCAACAUGCAGCGUGAGAUGGGAUGGAACAGCUUAACAUGCUUCACUUGAGUACAAAUGUUCCACUGCAUUUGGAACAAAGUGUAGAGCUCUGACCACAAAGUGCUGUGGGUAGGCAGCCAUCAAGCAGCGUGUCUCAUCUCGUGGAAACCCUGAGUGUCAAACAGCAUCAAGUGUUGCUAAAGAAAUGAAACUUAGUGGGGUUUGUAUCAGCUUGAGAAGAGCUAAUGUUUCCAGACCUUUUUCAGAUAAAGUGGGUUAUCUUAGGAAUGGAUAGAAAAAACCACAGAUCUUUUUUAUGUAUCCCUUCCUCAGUUUAAAUAAAAAGGGCCUCAGAACAAGAAAGAUGUGAAGCUGGUGGAGCGGGUCCAGAGGAGGCCACAAAGAUGUUCAGGAGGCUGGAGCACCUCUCCUAUGAAGAAAGGCUGAGGGAGUUGGGCUUGUUUAGCCUGGAGAAGAGACAGCUCUGAGGAGAGCUCAUUGUGGCCUUCCAGUACUUGAGGGGAGCUUACAAGUGGGAGGAGUACCAACUUCACAUGGGCAAAUAAUGAUAGGACAAGGGGGAAUGGCUUUAAACUAAAAAAGGAGAUUUAGAUUAGAUGUUACAGAGGUAUUUUUCACUUGGAGGGCAGUGAGGCGCUGGCACUCCUGCCCAGCGCUGUCGGUGCCCCAUCCCUGGAGGUGACCCAGGCCAUGGAUGGGCCCUGGGCAUUCUGAGCUGGGGGGCAGCCAGCACAUGGCAGGGGUGGGACUGGGGGAUUUUCGAGGUCCCCUCUAACCCCAGCCAUGUGGUGUUUCUUUGAUAUGACUCUUAAGGAUAUAAAAAUGGAAAACAAAUGCUGGCCAUCUUGAUGCUAGUUUUUUCUUUGAUGUGUGGGUAGAGAGCUUGGAUCCUACUAGGCCCUCAGCAGUCUCACAGCAAAGAAGAAUCUCUGUAUAUGACUCUUACAAAAAAUAACUUGAAACAGCUAGUGAACAUCAGUUAGUUAUAACUUGGCAUGGUUACUGCUGUGACUUGAGGGUUGCAUACGCUGCCCAGGAGGCUACCACACAGGCAUGGUCAAUGUUUGAUAACCAGGCCGAGGCUGGCUGUGUGCUGGCAGCAGGGCGCAGGGUAUGGAUUCCCUGCAGGGUUUGUGAAUGCACUUAUUGACUGUCAUGGGGAAAAUGGGAAAUCAGCAUCUGCAUGUUCGCUGUAGUCUUCCUUGCAACCUCUGAGAAGCCACAGCAGCUGUUCCAUUUUCUCAUAACUAUGUCCAAGCAGUGGAUCGCGUUACCUCAUAGCCCCUAAUUUUCUUGUUUUUAUUACAGAUGCAAUCAAAAGAAAUGAAAUCUUACUCUGCUGCUUCCAAUUCUCUUCUUGGCUGCUUUGGCUCUUUGUGCUGCUGGAUUGUCUCUUGCCUCGGAAGGGCCCUGCACAGCUCUGUGCCCCUUCUGCUGCUCCCAGUGCUCAAUGGGAGCAGGGUGCGGUUUGCAUGUGCUUAAUGAACAAGAGAGCAAAAUGUCUGGCUUGCUGGAAAAGGGCUGUGCUAAGCAUUGCGGUGCCAUAGAGCUGUCAGAAAUGGGGUUUGAAUGCUGCACUUUUGUGAACAUGAACACCUCCCUAGCGAGCUCCUGGCACCGACGCACAUCUCAGCAUGUGCCUUGUGUUUCUAGUGAAGAGUUGACUGUAGAGGGAAGUGGAAAGCAUCACCCUUGACUGGGAAAUCAGAACUGUUAAAAAAACAUGUAAUAAGGAAACAACACUAAGAUGUCAGUGCUCACCGCAAUGUUGUGUAACCCAGGGACGCUGUGAGCUGCUGCUUUCUCCAUGAGCUGCCCUGGGGCAGGAGGAGCAGACAAGAGGAGAGUGCAGUGAGAUCCACCAUACUUGUGCUUUACCAUGCAGGGGAGGCAGCUGGGAGCACUAUAGAGCUGUGUAGGAUCCUCAGUUAUGUCCCUGCCACUCUGCUCUCAGAUAAACCAAGGGGUUUGGUCACACUUUUGCUGUCUGUCAUUCAUUGUCUCUCCUUCCUGAGCUCCUCUGAAGCUGAAUUUCAACUUGCAACAUGCGUUCUGGAACUGUCUGCAUCUUCCCAUUUGUUAGCCCAUGCUAUCUGUGAGCUUGAGCUCCUGGGGCCUUAUGCUUUCCCUGCUGCAAAAAAUCCAGAAGCCUUCUCUUGCGUGGUGCUCCCCAUUGCUCUUUCCGAGGUACCCAUUAGUGAGCGUGCAUGGGUGCAUCUGUUCUGCCAGAUGUGGCUGGUACUUACCGGUAUUGCCCUGGCUCUGGUUGCCAGGCUUAGCCCGGGACAACAAAGGGCUGUCGCCUCCAGAGUUAAAUGCUUCAAAACAAACACAACCCUGCCUUUGAAUGCUGUCUUUUUGAUCAUUUCUUAACUACGAGUUCAGUUGUUCUUGGGUGUAAUUUAUGCAGCCUGUGGGCUUGCAAGAGUUGCUUUUUAGCAUUUCUGCUAGUCAUUAUUGUAACAGGAAAUAUCAUCUUCAGAUACAUAUUUUACUAUGUCCAGAACCUAAUAAGUCUUCCUCCUACACACCAUCUUUUUUUUUUUUUUUUUUAAAUCCUUGAAUCUAUUGAUGCAAACUUGUAUCUGUGUUUUUCAGCUGCUGGCUCAUUCUGACCAUUGUCAGCACAAACUUCAGCCUAGUGCUGUGUGCUGUUAACAAGAGCUCCCACCUUUUCUCUGUGGGGGGGAUCAAGAGAUGGGGAAGAUCCUUCUGAGCACAUUCUCUUUUUCUGCGCACGUAUCCGUGUCUUGUCUUUAGCUGUUCUUUGCUGGCAGACUUGGUGAAAAGGGGGCUUAGGAGGCAGAGAGAUAAAUCUGGUGCCCUUUUUGCCCUUCUUUUGUCCUUUUAUCCUGCUUAGCUGUUCCUGACUCCUAUGUUGAGUGAGACCAACCUUGCCUAAAUUUUGGUUCUUGGCUUUCUAUCAAAAGAGCUUGCUGUGAGCUGGGUGUCUAUCUGCAGCAAACUGUCUUGCCAUCACUUCAGAAUUCUCGUGAAGGCAGUGUAUGGCUUGAGCAAUAGGAAGCCAGCAGAAGGCAGAACAUGCGGGUGCCGUGAUGUGCCACAUGGAUGCGCUCCCACUUGGCACUGCUUUCCAGGUGACCUCUGCAGGUGGCCACAGGCGAAACGGAGAGUGUGACAGCAGGCUCAGUAAUAGCAGAGAGUGCCGGGAAGGGAGAAGCCUCUGAAAGCGUGCUGUGCACCGAAAGGGAUUCUUUGAUGGUAAAAUAAGCCCAGUCUUCGGUUUGCCACAGCGUGUGGUGUUAGAGGGCUCUUGAUUUGAGCAGCCAAAUGAGAAGAUGCAGCAGGCAGGGCUGAAAUGGGGCUUUUAUUCGCUUACCCACGCAUUACAAAAACAUACGUGCAUCUUGGUGAAAAUAGGAAGCAGUGGGUCAGUGACAAGCACAUCUGUGACGUUUAAGGGAUCUUGCUCACGUGCCCACAAUCCCACCUAAAUGAGCUGUCUGCACUGAACUUAGUCAACAUCAGAAAAAGGGGUGUGGGGGCCAGCCCGGAGGGGGAAGACACCUAAAACACCUAACCAUCCACCUGGAGGAAGGGCAAAGAUUGCCUGGUUUGAAGAGAGAGUGCGGGAGGGAGAAAGCUCUGGGCUUUGCCCCCUGUAUUUUUACAGCAGUUGAAGGGCCCCAGAGGGCAUUAAAGAAAUGGGGACUCCCUGGCACCCAUGUCUGUUUUGCAAUGAGCUGCAGGCACGGUGUCCUCAGCGCUCUGAGAUGGACUGAGUGUUGAGUAGGCUUGAACUGGUGGAGGUGAAUUUACGUUACUUUUAUUUUUUAUGUCAGAAACCUAGAAGUACAGGACCCUACAGGUUGCUGAAAUGGUUUGUGCUGUGUAUUGCCGUUUCAGCAAGGGGCUGCGGUGAACGUUUUCAACAAGCAGUGGGGUGGCUGGUGGUGCAAGGUUUUGAGGGCACAUCUGACUGAUUGGUGUGGUUGGAGGCACAGCUCAGCCCUUGCUUUGGAGAAACCAAUGUGCGCACAUUGUUAGAGCAUGCUGGCCUUGAACUCUAGAUUUUGAUGUUCAAGAUCAAAACCUGUGUGUUGGGGCUGCUUUUUUCAGCCACAUAAGAGACAAAAAUGCUGUUUGUUCUUGCAUUAAACAUUUCAUUUUUUAAACGCUGCCGUCCUACCAAUGCACACCCUUCAUUAUGUCCAUGAAAUGCAAGAGCAAAUAGCUAUGGACAGUCUUCUGUGUGUAUCUGGUAAAUUUAUGGGAAACCUCCUUGCCACCACUUAGAAAUCUGUGGCCACUGAAGACUUAAUUAAAUUGAGAAAUGGAGAUGCUCUCUCUCCUUGUGAUUUGGCAAUGAGCCUUUAAGAGUAGUGGUCCCUGCAGCGUGCCUGAACUCUGGAUCCUUCCCUGAAAGGCAAAGAAGUUCUACCAAGAUGAGUAGUGCAGUGUCAAAUCAGGGACACCCAGCCAGGUGAGGUCCUGCUGCAGCACUCACCGUUGUUGUGAGGAGAACACUGAAAAACAACAAGAAUUUCCCUAACAUCACUUCAAGCUGGAAGAGGACAGCAGACAGCAGUAAGUAAUUUGUCCUUAGCAAAACAAAGCAAUUCUUGAGUGCCUGCUGCUGUACUUGGAGUAAGACCUUCAUACUUCUGCUAAGGAGAAAACUCCUCAGCUCUGUCUCUCACUUCUCAUGCAGGAUGCCAGAAGCAGGAGAGUCUGUUAUUCCCCCUGCUUGUGGUGCAGGACACCACAAUGGAAAAGCAGCUGCCUCUGCCUGAGUGGGUUGCUGGAAAGGGUGGCUGGCUGGUGGGUGUGUGCUGGGCUGAUUACUCAGCCCCUGCCUGACAGCACCGUGCUGCUCAGUGCACCUCCUUCCUGGGGCUGGUGCUGCGCGAGUGCAGCCUGCCGCUUGCUCUGUCCAGCUGCAUGUGCGUGCUGCUGCAGUGUGGGAGGAGCAGGCGGGUGCCCUGAACUUGCAGCUGAGGGCGGAAGCUUUUUGGGGUUUGCUGUUGUUGCUUGAGGCUUUCAUAGAGUUGCAGCAUCUUAGCUGGGUGAUCGCUGCUGGAGUGAUGAUGCAGGCACAAAGAAGCAGAGCUGGGUCUUCCCCCAGGGCUCAGUCUGGGCCAGCCUCGGCAGUUUUUGGCUGCCACAUGGAAGAUCACGCAAAGCGCGUCCAGCCCAUCCCACUCCCAGCCAUGCAGCAGAACUUGAACUACAUGUACCCACAGAUCUUUUGGGUGGAUGGCUGUGCUGAUGCCAGUACUUCCUGCCAUCCAGCACCCCCUGUCACUCCCUUCCCACCACCGGUACCUGAUCGGAGGAAAAAGCCAAAGAGCAACAGAGAAAGAAGCAGCGUCGGCUUCCUGGUGACCUCCUUGCUGAUCCUGCUGGCCCUCACUGGAGUGGGGCUGAGCAUGUUUCAGAUUUUCCAUCUGGAGAAGGAACUGGCUGAACUCAGAGAGUCUGUCAGCACUGAACGCAUCCCUCCAGCUCUGGAGAAGCUCAUAGGGCAGGAGGGUAAGCCAGUGAAAAAGGAAGCAAGGAAGGCAGCACACUUAACAGGGAACCCCACACAGCGGAACCUCCCAUUGGAGUGGGAACCCAUCUCUGGUCAUGCCUUCACCAGUGGCAUUCAGUACCGUGGCCAGGGCCUUGUGAUCAAUGAGACUGGUCUGUACUUUGUUUACUCCAGUGUGCUCUUCCGGGGAAGGGACUGUGACAACGAGGUGUUGACCCAUGUUGUCUACAAGAGAAACCCUGCGUCGCCAGGUAGCCAUGUGCUGAUGGAGGACAAGCGCAUCAACUACUGCAUUAAAGAGAAAAUGUGGGCCCGGAAAAGCUACCUGGGGGCUUUAUUCAAGCUCAGGGAGAAGGACAGUCUGUAUGUCAACGUCUCCAAAAUUGAUCUGGUUAACUUUGAGGAAUCCAAGACAUUCUUUGGGUUAUUUAAGCUUUAAGUGACGCUAUUGGAGUGUAGCUGGAAGCACCCCAAACACCAGGACAUGCAGGGCACAAGGGCGACUUGAGAGGCAACACUCUGUUGCCAAAACCAUAGCAGGGUCUCACUCCAGGAAACCCAUCAAGAAAUCAUGUUUCAGCCUUCUGCACAAAAGCAGGCUCAAGCAACUGGUAAAGGCUUGAAACCAGACCGCUGGGAAGCACCUCGGCUGUCCUGCAUCUAUCUGAAGAGAAUCACACAUUUUCUUCUUCUGAAUAAAACAACCAGCCUGAAAUGUAGUGCGUCAGAGACCCUGUUGAAACUCACUACUUGCUCAAGAAGACUCUGCUACCUGAGAAAUUGCCAGGGCCUCAGCAGCACUGGCCCACACAUGCUGUUGUGUCCCCAGGGAGCUUAGGCCAUUUGGGGACAUUUGGCCAGUGCCGAGGAGGCCCUUAGCCUGAGUUGUGCUGUGCCACACCAUGGGCAGUGACGUGGGAGUGAGCUCAGGCUGCCUUCCCUGAGCAAUGGUCUGCCCAUCCUGCCUGGACACUGGGCACUGUAACUUGUCUGACAGGCACUCAUCUACCAGCUGGCUUGUUAAGCAUGGUAGGUUUGUUUUGUGUUAAGUUAUCGACUGUUCCUUUCCCAGAAAAUAUCCCCACCCCUUUAUUUAACUCACCCCGAUGGCCUUGCAAGGAAUAUGCUGGAAGCGGUGAUGUCAUGAGGGGUCCUGGCCCUGUGAAGGAAACAAGGUCUUGCUGAAUCCUCUCCAUGCUGUGAUGGUGGGUAUAGCAGAAGGGGCCAGGUGCCCUCCUCACUGACAAGACCUGAGCAACCCAGCCCCAGCUGAGCAUGGGAUGCUCUCUCCUGAGCAAAACACAGAUGGUAAAUAAAGGUAUAUUUUUCUAGAAAA
Molecule: messenger RNA, 9788 nt
Organism: Numida meleagris (helmeted guineafowl)
Lineage: Eukaryota; Metazoa; Chordata; Aves; Galliformes; Numididae
Gene: FASLG
Product: Fas ligand
Exons: 4
Coding region: 8004-8891 (295 amino acids)
Biological process (GO): extrinsic apoptotic signaling pathway via death domain receptors; immune response; positive regulation of canonical NF-kappaB signal transduction
Cellular component (GO): membrane
Molecular function (GO): tumor necrosis factor receptor binding
Source: RefSeq, a predicted model, not a curated record